Messenger RNA from Penicillium maclennaniae, 1074 nucleotides. Its product is annotated as maleylacetate reductase. NCBI's taxonomy places the organism in Eukaryota, Fungi, Ascomycota, Eurotiomycetes, Eurotiales, Aspergillaceae. Gene Ontology annotation, cellular component: mitochondrion. The record is from RefSeq and is a predicted model, not a curated record. The transcript has 2 exons. Gene Ontology annotation, biological process: protein histidyl modification to diphthamide. The coding region runs from base 1 to 1074 and encodes 357 amino acids. Gene Ontology annotation, molecular function: metal ion binding; alcohol dehydrogenase (NAD+) activity; 2-(3-amino-3-carboxypropyl)histidine synthase activity.
AUGGACGCCUUCGAGUACAACCCCAAUCCCGGCCGUGUCGUCUUCGGCAGCGGCACCCUGCAGCGGCUCCCCGAUGAGAUUACCCGUUUGCAAGUCAAAGCUCCUUUGGUAUUGUCAACUCCGCAGCAGGUUGGCCAGGCUGAGAGCGUGAAGGAUGUGCUGAAGGGACAGAUCGCUGGCAUCUUUAGCGAAGCUACCAUGCACACCCCUACUCACAUCACAGACAAGGCUCUCGAGUAUGCGAAGGCACAGGGUGCCGACUCGGUCAUCUCUAUCGGCGGUGGAAGCACCAUCGGUCUGGGCAAGGCUAUUAGCAUUCGCACGGGACUGCCUCAUAUCUGCAUUCCGACCACCUAUGCUGGCAGUGAAAUGACCCCCAUCUUGGGUGAGACGGCGGAUGGCUUAAAGAAGACGCGCUCUGACCCAAAAAUCCUACCCGGGACGGUGAUCUACGAUGUGGACCUGACAAUGACUCUGCCUGCGGCUAUGAGUGCUACGAGUGGUGUCAAUGCCAUUGCUCAUGCUGUGGAGGCUUUGUACGCCCGUAACACCAAUCCCAUCAUCAACAUGAUGGCUAUCGAGGGCACUCGAGCUCUCGCCUCUGCUCUUCCUGAGAUUGUUGAGAACCCUUCCUCGCAAUCAGCCCGAUCUCGUGCGCUCUACGGCGCCUGGCUCUGCGGAACCUGCCUGGGUAGUGUAGGCAUGUCUAUUCACCACAAGUUGUGCCACACUCUUGGUGGCAGCUUCAAUCUGCCUCACGCAGAGACUCACACUGCCGUACUCCCCCAUGCCAUUUCAUAUAAUGCUCCAAGUAUUCCUGAGGCUAUGAAGCAGCUCGCGGAUGUGCUUCCAGAGAGCAACGGUGAUGCUAUUCACGGCCUGAACGUUCUGCUGACCAAGCUGAAGGUCAAACGUGACCUCAAGGCGUUUGGCAUGAAAGAAGAAGACGUGGACAAGGCCGCAGAUAUUGCUGUUUCCAAUGCAUACUGGAACCCGCGUGCUAUUGAGCGCACGCCGAUUCGCGAACUGAUCCGCCGUGUUUGGGCGGGUGAGCCUGCACGCGCCGAUCUGUAG